AAGAAAGAACAAUGCAAUGUUUAUGUGUUUAGUCUUUUCCCGCACGGUAAACGACUACCGUCGUACUCGUUCGCAAAGCAGCUUCCUCACUCGCCCUCCCUCACCAAACGCCAAAUAUCCGAAACGCCACCGCCGCCGCCGCCGCCGCUCAUGGACUCCGUCGCCGGAGACCCGUCCUCCACCGCCCCCGCGGCGGCGCGCCCCCCGCCGUCGUUCCCCCGCCGCGAGGACUGCUGGAGCGAGGAGGCGACGUUCACGCUCAUCGAGGCGUGGGGCGAGCGCUACCUGGAGCUCAACCGCGGCAACCUCCGCCAGAAGCACUGGCAGGAGGUGGCCGACGCCGUCAACGGCCUCCACGUCGGCGUCGCCGGCAAGAAACCGUUCCGCACCGACGUCCAGUGCAAGAACCGCAUCGACACGCUCAAGAAGAAGUACAAGAUCGAGAAGGCUAGGGUUUCCGAUUCCGACGCCGGCUACCGCAGCCCCUGGCCUUUCUUCCCCCGCCUCGACGCCCUCAUCGGCGACACUUUCCCGCUCAGAAAAAUCUCCCCGCCGGCUGCCGCCAAACCGCCGCCGCCGGCCUGGAUGAUUUCCUCCCACCCCGUCGGCCCCCGAUCCGUCACGCAGAAACGGCCGGCGCCGGUCGUCACGCCGGCCGCCAGAGAUGACUCCUCUUUCCGCCGGAAUUUCUCCGCCUUCGCUGCCGCCGCCGCCGCUGCGGCGGAGGCCGACAGCGGCGAUUCGGAGGGGUGGAGGUCGAGUAGCGGCACCGGGAGUGGAAAAAAAGGGAGAGAGAGUGAAAAGGAAUUUGAAUUUGGGUAUAGAGAACUUGCUCAAGCAAUUGAGAGGUUCGGUGAGAUAUAUGAGAGAGUGGAGGGUAUGAAACAGAGACAAAUGGUGGAGUUGGAGAAGCAGAGGAUGCAGUUCGCUAAGGAUUUGGAAUACCAGAGGAUGCAACUCUUCAUGGAAACGCAGGUUCAGCUUCAGAAACUCAAGCGCACCAAGCAUUCUUCUGGAGCUGACAGUUUCUCAUAGCAAGUGGUGAUAGAGAAUCCUCUUGAAAAGAAUAGAUAGAUUUUAGCUUGGAACAAUGAAAGGAUAUAUAGUCCCCUUUUGGCAAUGAAAAAAGAUAAUUUAGGAAGCAUAUUUCAGAGUGAGAUUCAGGUAUGGUUGUAUUUAUAGUGUAUUGUUUUUGUGAAGUAAAUUAUGUUUCUUUUAUCACCUUUGAGGAACACUGGAAGGUAAAUAUGAACGAAGAGAUUGUGGAUACUUACUCAAUUGGAUCUUACAUCUCGUUAAACUCA
Messenger RNA from Cajanus cajan (pigeon pea), 1304 nucleotides. Its product is annotated as trihelix transcription factor ENAP2. Gene Ontology annotation, molecular function: transcription cis-regulatory region binding. The record is from RefSeq and is a predicted model, not a curated record. Lineage: Eukaryota; Viridiplantae; Streptophyta; Magnoliopsida; Fabales; Fabaceae. Gene Ontology annotation, cellular component: nucleus.